Molecule: messenger RNA, 4101 nt
Organism: Macrobrachium nipponense
Lineage: Eukaryota; Metazoa; Arthropoda; Malacostraca; Decapoda; Palaemonidae
Exons: 3
Coding region: 107-2587 (826 amino acids)
Source: RefSeq, a predicted model, not a curated record
GGAAGCCGCCGUUGGUAUUAUUAAGUAUUGAACAGCAGUGCAGUGAGGACGUACAGUUACCCGUCUCUAGAUAUCUUGACUGAGGCCGGGAGAUUGUACUUCAGAAAUGAUAAUACUUCGAGCAUUUUGCUGGACCCUCCUGCUCGUAAUGGUGGCGAGCAGCGAGGAGCCCAACGCAGAGAAGAGCCCAGAUGUCAGUCCUGAUACCACCGCCGAGGUGGAGUCUCCGGACGUCCCGCAGAAGGAACAGCCCAUCGCCCAGGAGAGAUCCAACGCUGCCCACCUCAACAACGCCGGCAUCCCAGAGGACCAGAUCGCCCUGGAAUCAGUGGACAGAGACUCCGGGGGCCUAUCUACAGGUUACGGCCCUCCGCCACCACCGCUACACCCAAAAGCUAUUCCAGUGCCUUUCCCGGUGCCAGUUCAACCCGGGUCUAUCGUGAUACCUGUGCACCCACAGCCAGCUCCUCCCGGUCCUGGUUACAAGCCUCCCCCACCUAAGAAGGGUAUUGGUUUCCGCCCACCCCCUCCUCCUGCAGGAAGUUACGGUCCUCCCAUACAAGCUAAACAGCCUCCUGCCCCAGUUUUCAAGAGACCCCCAACUCCAAUAAAGAACUAUGGACCUCCUCCUAGUUAUCCACCUCCUCCUCCUCCCCCACCACCCACACCUCCCAAGCACUCCUACUCUGCCCCUCCUCCUGGACCUUCUUACUCUGCUCCUCCUCCUCCUCCAAGUCCCUCUUAUUCAGCUCCCCCUCCAGCCCCCUCCUAUGUAGCUCCUCCUCCAGCCCCCUCCUAUGUAGCUCCUCCUCCAGGCCCUGCUUACUCAGCUCCUCCUCCAAGCCCCGUUUUCUCAGCUCCUCCUCCAAGCCCCGUUUUCUCAGCUCCUCCUCCUGGUCCUACUUAUUCAGCUCCUCCACCAGGCCCUCUUCCCUCUGUUCCAGUACCAGCACCUGGCACAGGCUACGGUGCACCAAAACCUGUAGAUGUUUACACUAGUCCUGCUGAAACAGCUCCCAUUAUUGCUGGUCCCCCCGUCCAUUCUAAAGCCCCUAUUUUACCACCUGCACCUCUUCCUUUGCAAACUGAUCAUGUUGCAGUUCACGGAACUGUUCACUACGAAGGCAGGCAGCCAGUUCCUGCCCCAGCUCCCAUUCUGAAUAAUCCUGCACCUCUUCCACCACAGCCCACGUAUGUUCCCCCUGCUCCAGCCCCUAUCUCUGCUCCAGUCCAACCCAAACCACAAAUAUUGGCUGUUCCACCCAUAGCUCCAGUGCCUCAUCCCAUCCCUGAUGCUGAUGUGUCUGGUUCUGCCAAUUCUUAUGCCCCUCCAGAGUCACUUGCCCCAGCUGACCCGUGGCCAAAUGCUGUCCCAGUCAUGCCAAAGAUAACAGCACUUGAUGUCAAAUGCGAAAAGAAUCUCAUGAAAGUCAACAUUGCGUUUGACAAACCAUUCUAUGGUAUAGUCUUUAGUAAGGGACAUUACAGUAACGUUGAUUGCGUACACCUUCCAGCAGGCUUAGGUCGCACCCAGGCUACAUUUGACAUAUCAAUUAACGCCUGUGGCACAACUGGAAACACCGAAAAUGGUCUCUAUGGUUAUGGAAGCCAAAGUGGAUCAGGCACUUACUUCGAAAACACGAUUGUGAUCCAGUAUGAUCCUCAAGUACAAGAAGUAUGGGAUCAAGCUCGCAAGCUCCGAUGCACAUGGCAUGAUCAGUAUGAAAAAUCUGUAACAUUCCGACCUUUCCCUGUAGACAUGUUAGAUGUGGUGAGAGCUGAUUUUGCUGGCGAUAAUGUUGGAUGCUGGAUGCAAAUACAAGUAGGCAAAGGUCCAUGGGCUUCAGAGGUAUCUGGUUUGGUUAAAAUUGGUCAGACUAUGACGAUGGUUCUAGCCAUUAAAGAUGACGAUAACAAGUUUGACAUGUUGAUUCGAAACUGCAUGGCCCAUGAUGGUAAGAAAGCACCAAUUCAGCUGGUUGAUCAGCGAGGAUGCGUAACAAGGCCUAAACUCAUGUCGAAGUUCACAAAGAUUAAGAACUUUGGAGCGUCAGCUUCCGUUCUGUCAUACGCACACUUCCAGGCAUUCAAGUUCCCAGAUUCUAUGGAGGUUCACUUCCAGUGCACUAUUCAGAUUUGCAGAUAUCAGUGCCCAGCUCAGUGUAGUGAUGAGACUAUUGGAGGUGGUUAUGAAGCUCCAGUAUCGCUUGGCCGAGCCAAACGUGAAGUAGAAGAGACAGAAGAUGGUAAGCAGAAAGACAUUGGCGUGAAUCGCGUCAUCCAAGUAGUGUCUGCCCGCGAUCUGACAUUUGUUUUAGAGAAGAAAGGAGGAGAAACUGAUACCGAGGAAUUAAGAGAAGCCAGUACUGCAACUCUCGUCGCUCCUUUGCUUGAAGACCAAAGUGGCCUCAUCUGCAUGUCGACACCUGGUUUUGCUGCCACUCUCGUUGUACUAUUAGCAAUACUCAUCGUUUCUUGCCUUCUCUCAGCUUUCUUGUGUCUGCGGUUUAGAAGUCACGGUGAUACACGUUCAAUCAUUUCCUCUUAUGAUAAUCCAGCAUUUCUUCAUAAGAAGACGCAUUUCUAAACUUAUAGUCACAAGUAUUCAAUCUCACUUUUAAAGAUGAUGAUGACUUGGCUCUUUUAUCUAGCAGCCAUUGCAUCCUUCUUUUAUUUUCAGAAUGCACACUUAUUCAUUUAAGCAGCUGGUAAAGUCCAAAUCUUCACUUACAUUAUGCCAAAUUUUGAAGCUGAUUACUAUUGCUCUCUCGAAAAGAGGUUGUCAAUCAUUUCACAAUAGCUUUAGCUCCACGAAAGGAGAACCCUCUCAGAAGGUGGUCAUCUUCAGUUGUAGUUGCGUGGUCAUCACCUACAAGCCACAGUGCCAACAGUGGGCUGUGGCAGGGCAUUUAGGCACCGGAAAGUCACACUAUAUCGGGUGGUGCCAGGGGAGAUCUUGAAACGCCCUCGGUCAGCCGUUGAGGACUAAGCUUCUAAAGGGUCGACUAGAGAGGUCGUGGUUGUUAUUCACAGUGGCUCGGUUCUCCUGUUCUUCGUCUCUGAACCUUUGCCUCCUCUUCUGAUUUAUUGUUCUUGUUAUUUGGUGUCACUCUUCAUAGUUUAUGUUUUUAUUGACAUAUCAAGAGUACCUCAUUAUAUGAGAGUAUGUGCUAGCUCUCAGCCGCGGGCGGAUGAGGGCCAGAAAAUAUAUGGUUUUCCUGUCCAGUUGAAUUCAUCAUUGACAGCACUGUGGCGCAAAACAAGAUUUGACUUUGCUGUGUGGUGUGCUGGGUCUGUGUGUUGGGUCUACGUGGGUUUGUCCUUCCUGAAAAUCACGCUCUUUGAGAAAACAAAAGGAACUUUGCACCCCAUUUUAUCAUUGAAAUCUUUUUUCCUGCACUUCUUGACUUAGAGAGUUGCCAUAAUGCAAUUUAAGUUUAGUAGUAGUCAUUUAUGAUGAGGCUCAAUUAUCAUUACAGUUAUCAUUAUCAUAAGUAUCCAUGAUCAUAGGACGCAGCUGCUUAAGAAGGCCAAAUUUUGGAAGUGGACCUACGGUGAGAGAUCCACAGAAGACAAAAUAUGACAGUAUUCAACUUUCCCAGUGCGUAGUUUCACAUCAAACAGUCUUUGUGUCGUAAACCUUCCUUCAGGAGUCAUUCUAAGCUACAGAAAAUGGCAGAUUUCGGAAAGUUUUCUAUUUUGGAUCAAGAAAGGCUCUUGCUACCUCUGUCAGUCAAAGAGAGUUGAUCCUCCUCCAUCCACACUGGGAAUACGGUCCUUUUCGCCGUGGUUUCUGCCUGAUGCUAUUCGCGGGUGGAGAAAACAAUCGAAUUUGGAGAACCAUUGAUGAUGGAUCUUGAGAGUUAAUCCGCUGGGAACCGUCUAAUGAGUAGUGUAAGUUAAUUUAUUGAGCUAUUUAUUAAGAAAGGAUAGAAUCGUCUCUGUUGUUGUACAUAGAAACUCACCUGUCAUGGGAAAUAUGUGCAGAUGGUCUAAUUGUCUUGUUAAUCACUGGAAUACUUUAGUAAAAAAAGCAAUAAAAAACUAAUCGUCCUAGAGAGCAAAGAUGAAAGAAGCUUCUCUGAAAUCAGUCGUUUUUAA